Molecule: messenger RNA, 2358 nt
Organism: Pocillopora damicornis (cauliflower coral)
Lineage: Eukaryota; Metazoa; Cnidaria; Anthozoa; Scleractinia; Pocilloporidae
Biological process (GO): alternative respiration
Cellular component (GO): mitochondrion
Molecular function (GO): alternative oxidase activity
Source: RefSeq, a predicted model, not a curated record
CAGAUAUGAAAGGAUUUAUUGACGUUCAUUUCUUUUUAGUUCCUUUUAUGACGAAAUAUAAUUAUUUUCUUGCUGAAUUAUUCUACGGAAAGAAAUCAAGACGAUUGAAAUUCGGGAAUUCACUGCGCCAACCUGAAAAAAGUUCCUUCCUAAUCUAAUAAUUUCUCGCGACCGUCAUGGAGAAACUUUUGGAUUUACUUCCACGAUACGAAACCAUGAAAAUGUUACGAAAAUUCAGUGAGACUUUCCUCCUUGUUCUCGAUUAAGCGAAGUAGAUGAAUUGAUUACUUAAAUCGAGCAUUUCACCUGAGGGAAGAAUUUGAAAUUUGCAAAUACCAUGAUUAAACUUCUCCAUGCUUGUACAUCGUAAGCUCGUAGUUUUUUUUGCGCGCGUUUUAUUCUGGGUCACUCUGUGUUAUUCUGUGUCAUUCUGUCGAUUAAGUCGUCCUUUGGUGUACCUCAGUUAUCUUUAAAUUAUUCUAUACAGCUAAUACGUAUUCGACUCUAUAAAAGAAACGAAACUUUUUUUUCUCUAUUUCAGUGGAUCCAGGGCCAAAGAAAAGAAAAUGUGAUAGUCCACUUGGUAUAUUCUAGUGAGCGAAACAUCUCAUUAGCUGCUUGGUUAUAUAUAAAAAAUUGUAAAACAUUAAAAUUUGAAGUGUUUGGUCCGACUAUGACUCAUCAAUACCGGCCGGAGCAAAACGGAUUAAAUAUAAUUCAAGGGGUAAUUGCAAAGGAAGCUCUCAAUUACGUCAGAAGAAUACUGCAAUCGCGACGACAAAUUGCGUUAUCCUACAAACAAAAAUUGAUUUUAAAAAGCGACAGCUGACAGAAGAAAGGGAAUAAGCAUCAGACUGUAUUUCUUUGAUCGUUCUAAUGUUCAAAAUGGCCACAACUGGACUCCAGCGGGUUCCUCUUUCAAUGAGAGGAAUUGAAAAUUGUUUUACUUUCGUCAAACCGAUUUCUGAGGUCGAUUUCUUGAGAGGUUUUUUGUGCGGAAUUGCACAGCCACGGCGAACAGGGACUUCCUUGUUUUCCACAAAUGCCAUUCUAAAUCAAAGUACAUCAGAAGUCCAACAACCAACGCCAGUGGUAACCACUCCAUCCAAGGAAACAGCCAUCAGUCAUUUUGGUAAAAAUGGAAGCACAACUGGGGAUGAAGCCUACAGAAUGCCACACCCAGUCUGGACGGCAGAGGAUGUCCGCAGCGUGAAAAUUACUCACCAAAAACCACAAAAGUUUGUGGAUGAGCUUGCAUACAAAAGUGUUCAGGCCUUGAGAGCAGCAUUCGACAUCAUAUCAUUGUAUCGCUUCAUGGAGCUCGACGAAAACCGCUGGCUCAAUCGGAUCAUUAUGUUAGAGACAAUAGCAGGAGUUCCUGGAAUGAUUGCUGGCAUGACAAGACACUUCCACGCGCUUAGGAGGCUCCAGAGAGAUAAUGGAUGGAUACACACACUUCUGGAGGAGGCUGAAAACGAGAGAAUGCACUUGAUGACAGCCCUGGAAAUGAAGCAACCUGGGAUUUUAUUUCGGGGAGCAAUUCUCCUAGCUCAAGGAACGUUUGUAAACCUGUUUUUCUUGGCCUACCUGAUAAGCCCCAAGUUUUGCCACAGAUUUGUUGGUUACCUGGAGGAGGAAGCUGUUAAAACGUAUACUCAUUGUAUUGAGUGUAUCGACAGCGGUAAGUUGCCUCUGUGGGAAAAUCUUUUGGCUCCCAAGAUUGCUGUUAAUUACUGGAAAUUACCGGAGGGUUCAAGGAUGCGUGACGUCAUUUUGGCCAUUCGAGCUGACGAAGCUCAUCACCGAGUUGUCAAUCAUACUCUUAGUUCCUUGCCGCUAUGUGCACCAAACCCAUUCCAUCCCGGAGAAAAAAAGCUUUGAGGAGACUGAGGCCAAGAAAUAGAACAUAAAUCGUUCAGAUUUCAAGGAGCUGUCAGUGCCCUUCCUUAUGUUCUCUCUUACUUACGUCUAAUUUAAUGUUUCACAUACAGAGAAAGGAUCGCAAAGACAGAUAGGGGGAUCAAAGUCUCCUUGUAACCAAUGGAGGUGGAUAAAAUAUAGGGUCUUUGUUUCAGUGUUUGUGUUAGGAAUCGAAGAGGGAGAGCAGUAGGACUAAGCUGUCUUUAAGGGUGUCGUUCUCUACACUGGGAACGAUGCUGCAAUAUUGUGUAAACCGAGUAAUGUAUUUUGUAACGUAGCUCAUGUACUUAUUUGAGCUAUCUCUUUGUUAAAAUUAACCAUUUUUUUAUUUCAAUUCCUGAGCUUUGAUUGGUUUACAGGCCAGGUUAUACGAGUUCGUAUUAAAAAAUCUUUCUCGUGGAAUAAAUUGCUAUUUCGUGCGGUCUUUCGCAGAUCUUA